CUUUCUGUUAAGAAGCACUGGGGAAAGCAACUUUAGUUGAUGUCUACUUUACUACCUACAGCACUUCAUUAAAUAAAUAAAAAGAUUAAAUUAUGUCUACAACCUCUACGAAACUCCGAUUUGACGGGAGGGUGGCGAUCGUCACUGGCGGGGCGCAGGGCAUGGGAAGGGAGCAUUCGAUGCUUCUCGGUAGCCGUGGCGCCAAGGUCGUCAUUAAUGACCUCGACGAGAAAGGCGCUGAAGCGACAGUCAAGGCUAUUCAAGCUGCAGGAGGUGAAGCGAUCGCUGUCGCCGGGUCUAUUUCGGAGCGAAUUGUCGUCGAGGCUCUUGUCGAUGCUGCGAUCAACACCUGGGGUCGGAUCGACAUCCUGAUCAAUAAUGCGGGUAUUGACUUCUCGAAGCCUUUCACUGAGUUCACCGACUCUGACUUCAGUCGCUUCUUGGGCGUUCAUGUUUGGGGCACGUGGCUGUUGACGCAGCUGUCGUGGCCGCAUAUGCAACGCGCAAAGUAUGGUCGGGUCCUGAUAGUGUGUUCCCAUUCUAUCUUUGGCAUGCCUGGCAACGCAGCCUACACUACAGCCAAGGGAGCGCUCUUUGGAUUAGGUCGCACAUUGGCACUUGAGGGGGAGAGUGGUGGCAUUCAUGUCAACCUUCUUGCCCCGGUUGCGGCAACAGCUAUGACGAAAGAGAUGUUGGGAGGUAACGAAUCGAUGUUUGAGUGGGCGUCGCAGCAAUAUCCACCUUCUACUGUGUCUUCAGUGGCAUCGUGGCUUGUUCAUGAGGACUGUGAAGCUAACGGCGAAUUCAUUGGUUCCUACGGUCGGGGACUAGGCAAGAUUGCACUGACGCAUUCUAGAGGCGUGGUGUGUGAUGGCCAAGGAGAGUUUACUCCGGAGGUUGUUAGAGAUAAUUUUGCUAAAGCUUUGGAAAUGGAAGGCGCUGUGGUUUUGAGUUCGAUGAUUGAGGUGCAGAAUAGUAUAAUUAGUCCUGGGGAAAAUGUGUCACUGUGAGCUGAUGCACAAUUUAGAGUAGGGUUCCGUCGAGGUAAUUUACCGAAUGGUAAUUUACCUAUCUGACCAAAGUUUUUGACGUCAGAAACUUCUA
This is a messenger RNA of Fusarium redolens, 1104 nucleotides long. RefSeq lists its product as uncharacterized. Lineage: Eukaryota; Fungi; Ascomycota; Sordariomycetes; Hypocreales; Nectriaceae. Bases 93 to 1010 code for a protein of 305 amino acids. The transcript has a single exon. The record is from RefSeq and is a predicted model, not a curated record.